GAAUUGCAAGUCUAGAAAGCAUUAACAAGGCAUGUCUGUGAUAUCCCUUAUUUCUAGGCUUCCGAGGGUGUUUGAGAACUAGACAUUCUUCUCUCCGGUUAGAUAGAAAGUAGUUUUUCAACACUUGCUUUUGAGUGCAUCAGCAUUUUUUUUAUUGUCUAAACUUUCGUAAAAGAGAAAUUCACUCUUAACUUAGUCAGCGAAAACGGAGAUCACUCGUCACCAAGCUCCCGUUGUACAAGGUCAUGGUUUUCUCAGCACUAUGUCGCCGCGGUUGCCGGUCGUUGUUGGAUGUUGCGGUGUUGCUCCUGGUGCUUGUCCUGCUGCCCGGGAUCCCUCCUCAUGUCACCUACAGGUCGUAUGAAAUGGACGACCCAAGACCUUUAGAAGGACAUUUAGAGCCCAAUGACAUCCUAGAUGCGGGUGAGAGGAUCCUAGAUGGCAAGAUUGUUGGGCCUGAGUCCGUCGCCUCCAAGAGUGAUGAUGAGAUCUUUGUGAGCUUGCAUGGUGGGAAGAUCCUGCAAAUCUGGGGCAAGAGGUUUGAUCACUUCAAGAUUAUCACCUCCAUUGGCCCUGGCUGUGAUGGACCGUGGCAGGAGAAAAUCUGUGGACGACCUCUUGGUUUGCGUUUUGCUCCUGAUGGCCGGCUGCUGGUGGCUGACGCAUAUCUUGGACUCUUCUCGGUCGAUGUGGAAACAGGUGAAAAAGAACGAUUAUUUGAUCCACUGGAAGAAAUUGAUGGUGCUGCUCCAAAGUUGCUGGACGACCUGGACAUUGAUUCCGAGGGCAACAUUUACUGGUCUGACGCCUCUGCCAAUGCUGACCUUUCUGAUGGCAUAAUAGAGAUGCUGAGUGAUCCAAGUGGCAGGCUUGUCAAAUUCGACCCAAAGACAAAGAAGAACACAGUGCUGAUGAAGAACCUCCACUUUGCCAAUGGGGUUCAGCUAUCACCAGAUCACGACUUCGUUUUGGUGUGCGAAACCUUCCAAAAACGUGUCUGGAGGUACUGGUUGCAAGGUCCCAAAGCUGGAACAUCAGAAAUCUUUGUAGACCGACUGCCUGGCAUGCCAGACAACCUCCGAAAUAAGAACGAAGGUGGAUAUUACGUAUCGCUUGUGGCAGUCAAGUCCCCUGAGGCCUUCGAUGAACUGAAGUUCCUAGCCAAGCUGCCAUGGUUGAGGAAGCUGCUUCUGCGCUUAGUGAAUGUUGCCAAGAUGGUGUUUGAUACCGUGUCUAAGAUCUAUCCCAAUAAGUUUACAGAAGAUGUUUCAUUCAGGAUAUUCAACCUGGAGCCAAUCGCUCAACACAUGGCUUCCAACAAGACAAUCGUAGUGGAACUUGAUGCGGAAGGAAACAUCGAUGGCUCAAUGCAAGGGAACAGCGGCCGUCUCCGCUUCAUCUCUCAGGCAAACAAAAUUGGGGAUAAUAUAUUCUUUGGUUCGCCCUACAACAAGUAUCUUGGCCGGUUGUAUGUCGGGGUGCCUUCCUUGGAGGUGGAGGGGAAGGGCGUCAGGAUGGUGGAAGAAGAGGAUGAGGAUGAGAAGAAGGAGGAGAGAAGGUAGAGGAGGCGGAAGAGAAAGAAGGAGAGAAGGUAGAGGAGGUGGAAGAGA
Molecule: messenger RNA, 1610 nt
Organism: Penaeus chinensis
Lineage: Eukaryota; Metazoa; Arthropoda; Malacostraca; Decapoda; Penaeidae
Product: adipocyte plasma membrane-associated protein-like
Exons: 8
Coding region: 246-1562 (438 amino acids)
Biological process (GO): biosynthetic process
Molecular function (GO): strictosidine synthase activity
Source: RefSeq, a predicted model, not a curated record